Messenger RNA from Lacerta agilis (Sand lizard), 2579 nucleotides. It is a transcript of the gene ABCD3, whose product is annotated as ATP binding cassette subfamily D member 3. The transcript is spliced from 23 exons. The record is from RefSeq and is a predicted model, not a curated record. Gene Ontology annotation, biological process: long-chain fatty acid import into peroxisome; fatty acid beta-oxidation; very long-chain fatty acid catabolic process. Gene Ontology annotation, cellular component: peroxisome; peroxisomal membrane. NCBI's taxonomy places the organism in Eukaryota, Metazoa, Chordata, Lepidosauria, Squamata, Lacertidae. Gene Ontology annotation, molecular function: ATP hydrolysis activity; ABC-type transporter activity; long-chain fatty acid transmembrane transporter activity. The coding region runs from base 178 to 2160 and encodes 660 amino acids.
AGAGGAGUGAGAGCGAGGGCAGGGCCUCAGCCGCCGCGGCCUUACCCCUCAGCUGACAGGCGCCUCCUCUUUCUUUCCCCCCGGCAUCCUCCGCGCUGCAGCGAGCCUCUUUCCCGGUCGGCCGCCGCCGCUGCUGCUGCUGCUUCUCGGGCUGCGCUUGCCGUCGCCUCCGCCGCCAUGGCCGCCUACAGCAAGUUCCUCACUGCGCGCUACUCCACCAUUGCCGGCGCCACCGCCGCCGCCUGCGCGGUGCUCUGCCUGCUCAGCAAGCGGAGGAAGGCGGCCGCCCUGCACGGAAAGAAAAGUGGAAAAACAUUACCUGGCAAUGAGAAAGAAGUCAAGAAAGAACGAGCUGUAGUAGACAGAGUAUUUUUUGCAAGAAUACGACAAAUCCUGAGAGUUAUGGUCCCUAGAACAUUUUGUAAAGAGACAGGUUAUUUGGUACUUAUUGCCAUGAUGCUGAUACUUCGCACAUACUGUGAUAUUUGGAUGAUUCAGAAUGGAACCGUUAUUGAGAGUGCAAUCGUAAGCAGGGAUCUGUCGCUAUUCAAGAAAUCCUUUUUUAAAUUUGUAGUUUCCAUUCCACUGAUUUCCCUGGUGAACAACUUCUUGAAGUACGGGCUAAAUGAGCUUAAGUUGUGUUUCCGUGUUCGACUCACCAAGUACCUAUAUGAGCAAUAUCUUCAGACUUACACCUAUUACAAAAUGGGGAAUCUGGACAACAGAAUAGCCAAUCCAGAUCAGCUGCUGACACAAGAUGUAGAAAAGUUUUGUAACAGUGUAGUAGACCUGUAUUCAAACCUUAGCAAGCCAUUUUUGGAUAUCGUUUUGUAUAUCUUCAAGCUAACAAGUGCAAUAGGAGCUCAGGGCCCUGCAUCCAUGAUGGGCUACUUGAUUAUUUCAGGAUUUUUCCUUACACGUUUAAGAAGGCCCAUUGGUAAAAUGACUAUCACAGAACAAAAAUAUGAAGGAGAGUACAGAUUUGUCAAUUCCCGGCUCAUUACAAAUAGUGAAGAAAUUGCUUUCUAUAAUGGGAAUCAAAGGGAAAAACAAACAAUUCACAAAGCUUUCCACAAACUGGUAGAGCACUUGCACAAUUUCAUUUUGUUCCGGUUUACUAUGGGCUUCAUAGAUACCAUUGUUGCCAAAUACCUUGCAACUGUCGUUGGCUAUCUGGUUGUUAGCCGUCCGUUUUUGAACCUGUCUCAUCCUCGCCAUCAGAAUAGUACCCAUGCAGAACUUUUGGAGGAUUACUACCAAAGUGGAAGAAUGUUACUGAGAAUGUCUCAAGCACUUGGCAGGAUAGUUCUCGCAGGCCGUGAAAUGACACGGUUGGCUGGUUUCACAGCUCGAAUUACAGAAUUAAUGCAAGUUCUGAAGGAGUUGAACAGUGGCAAAUAUCAGCGGACUAUGUUAGCCCAAGAAAAGGAUUCAGAAUUAGAAAAAGCUGUGCCACUGAUACCUGGCUCCGGGCGAAUAGUCAUCGCAGACAAUAUUAUCAAGUUUGAUCAUGUUCCAUUGGCAACACCGAAUGGCGAUAUGUUGAUUAGAGACCUCAACUUCGAGGUACGAUCUGGUGCAAAUGUUCUGAUUUGUGGGCCAAAUGGGUGUGGAAAGAGUUCUCUCUUCCGUGUCCUUGGUGAGUUGUGGCCCCUGUUUGGUGGCUGUCUGACUAAGCCUGAGAGAGGAAAGCUGUUUUAUGUUCCUCAGAGACCAUAUAUGACUCUUGGAACGCUCAGAGACCAAGUCAUCUAUCCAGAUACCAUAGAUGACCAGAGAAGGAAAGGAAUCUCUGACCAGGUGUUAAAGGAGUACUUGGACAACGUCCAGCUGGGUCAGAUCCUGGACCGUGAAGGAGGCUGGGAUAGUGUUCAGGACUGGAUGGAUGUUCUCAGUGGUGGAGAGAAACAGAGGAUGGCCAUGGCCAGAUUGUUUUACCAUAAGCCCCAGUUUGCAAUUCUGGAUGAAUGUACCAGCGCUGUUAGCGUCGAUGUGGAAGGCUACAUCUACAGCCAUUGUCGGAAAGUUGGUAUCACCCUCUUCACUGUAUCUCACAGAAAAUCACUUUGGAAACACCAUGAGUUCUACCUUCACAUGGACGGAAGAGGAAACUAUGAGUUCAAGAGGAUUACUGAAGAUACAAUUGAAUUUGGUUCUUAAAAACAACAAUAAUGCAUAAAUCUACAACCUACUUCAGUGACUGAAAACAGCACGGGGCAUAGAAAGACACAGAGUACAAUGUAAUUUAACAGAUGGCUCAUUCUUUAAACCAAUUACUGAGUGUAGGAUAACAAAGUGUCCAAAACAAGCUGUCGAGGCAUUUAUUAUAAUGUAGAAUAUUACUAAUUUGUGUAUAUGUUGGUUUAAAUAUUACUAUGUACUAAGAAUGUCCUUAUUCUUGUGGUUUUUAAAACCUGCCUAAAUUAAAUUGGGCUUAAAUCACUGUAACUUUGAUUCAUCCUGGGAUGUAAACAUUCUGAAGUCAACUAAUUCGACUUCUGCUUGACUUUUGCUUCCUCUGGGGAAGAACCCUUAUUAAAGUUAGGGUCGCUACCUCCUCUGCUCCCAGUGCAAAGAGA